Ectocarpus siliculosus is the source of this 2702-nucleotide messenger RNA. The record is from the annotation of a GenBank genome assembly. Lineage: Eukaryota; Phaeophyceae; Ectocarpales; Ectocarpaceae.
CCAUAUGCUCUCGUUCAUCCUGAUUGUGCUGCUCUCGCUGCCCAUCACUCAAUCGUUCCUCGCUCCGCCCUCCGGUAUUGCAGCCCCUUCUCGUCGCACCUCAAAGCAUCCAAUGGCUCCGCCGCAAAGCGAAGGUAGUGUAGAUGCCCAGGCGCUCGAGAUCAUCGCCGAGCUCAAGGCGGGAACGAAGACCAUCGCGGAUCUCCUUGGUCCCCUCACGGGCACCAAGGACAUGACCCCUGCCAUCAACAUCAGGCCCGGCUCGAAGGACCCGGUUCCCGCCGCCCCGCAGGCGGAGUUCCUCCCCAAGGACGACUACAACGUCAAGCUCGUGAGCAACGUCGGCCCUACUGACUACGUCAACCCAGAGCCGCUCGAGAAGUAUGACCUGGUGGUGAUUGGCUCAGGUGCAGCGGGAUUGCUGAGCGUGAUCAUCGCGAACGGGCUGGGCAAGACUUGCGCCCUGGUGGAGCAGCACGCCAUGGGCGGCGACUGCCUCAACGUCGGCUGCGUGCCUUCCAAGGCGCUGAUCGCGUGCGCGACUAGACUGCAUGAGGUGCAACACUCCGCCGAGUUUGGGGUGGAGAUCAAGGGUGAAGUGGGAGUGGACUUUGGCAAGGUUAUGAAGAGGAUGCGCCGGGUACGCUCCGACAUCUCGGAGCACGACUCCGUUGCCCGCUACUCCCGAGACUUCGUCAAGCACAUCUUCCUUGGACGGGGAGUGUUUACAUCGGCGGACACGAUCGAGGUUGCCGGAAAGAAACUCAAGUUCGACAAGGCCAUGGUGGCCACGGGAGCUUCCGCGGCAGUCCCCCCAGUCCCCGGCCUGAAGGACACGCCUCACCUUACGAACUCCAACUUCUGGAACCUGGAAGAGCUGCCACCGAGGAUGGGCGUGAUCGGGGCAGGGCCGAUCGGCCUGGAGAUGUCCCAAGCCAUGCAGCGCUUGGGUUGCAAGGUGACCUGCUUCGAGUACGCCGAUCAGCUUUUGCCCAGGGAGGACCCUGAUGCGGCCAGGUGCCUGGAAGGAGCACUGCUCGAAGACGGGCUUGACAUCAGGCUAGGCGCUCGCAUCAAGCGUGUCGAGUGUGACGAGGACGGAGGGCAGUUCAAGGCCCCGUUCAAGGCCUGCCGGGUCAUCCUCGACAAGAACGGAGAGGAGGAGGUGUACGAGUGCGACUGCCUCCUCAACGCCACGGGCCGCGUGCCGAACGUUUUCGGCGUGGGGCUCGACGAUGCCGGCGUGGACUACAACAACCGCCAAGGGGUGGUGAUAGACGACUACUUCAGGACGACAUCCCCGAACAUCUACGCGUGCGGAGAUUGCGCAUCUCCGUACAAGUUUACCCACGCGGCUGACUGGCAGGCGCGCGUGGCGAUCCGGAACAUGUUCCUGGGCGACAAGAACAAGCAGUCUGACCUGCUGGUGCCGUGGUGCACCUACACGGAGCCCGAGGUGGCUCACGUUGGCAAGUACGAGGCGGAACUCAAGGAAAACGGCGUGGAGUUCGAGUCCUACAUGCGCCAGCUAAAGGACGUCGACCGCGCCAAGUGUGAGGGUAUCACGGAGGGGUUUGCCAAGAUCACCGUCGAGAAGGGCUCUAACGGCAGGAUUCUUGGCGCUACGGUUGUGGGCCCGAACGCCGGGAGCAUGAUCUCGGAGCUCACCAUUUGCAUCCAGAACAACGUUUCGAUGGGCCAGCUGGCAGGUACGAUUCACCCUUACCCGACGGCGGCGGAGUGCAUCCGGCAGGCCGCGAACCUGUACAUCAAGACCUACCGCACGCCCGCGGUUAACAAGGCUCUCGACAUCAUCAUGGCGGAGCAAUCUUGAGUUGACACCCUUGAACGAUAGGUUGAACGCCUUCUUCCUUGUGAUCUCGAGCAUGUGGACCACGGACGACUACAAUGGGAUUCGAUUUUUUUUUUUUUUCUCUUGCGUGGUUCCCUAGGUGCCUCGUUGGAUGUGAACCACGGACGACUACAAUGGGAUUCGAAAAUAGUUUUUUUCUCUUGUGUGGUUCCCUAGGUGCCUCGUUGAACCAUUCGGUGCUUGUCUUCUUCGAUGUCUACGAGUCAUUGCUGCUGUGGCAUGGUUCGAAAGAGAAUGUGGUGUGUGUAGACGCUGGGCUGCACUUGCCACACGUUGCAUCGGUGUUCCGCGAUCGUGCCAGUUUUUUGGGAUGUGGAUCAACUUUCCUUCGGGUGGUGCGGCUUUUGAACCUAAAAUCGCGAUCGGCAAAGACGUUAGCUAGGUAGCGCGUUUGCCCAUUUUCUAGCGGUCGGUGUGUCAUUGCACAUACGGUUGGGCAAAAGGCACGGCGAGAUUGCUGGAACGGGAAUGUUUGCGCAACGAGCAAGAGUAGGUGGUGUAGUUGUUCAUGUCCGGUAACGUGCUGGAUGUACGGCGGUGCUGUUUCGAAAAUGACGGCUCAGCACCACAAGCGUGUUUCGUACUCUUGUGUGGUAGCUGCGGUAUGAACUCGUUUCUUGGGCACCGCGAAAAUUUGACGUUGUUGCUUGGUUUAUGACGCCUACUGUAGAGGACAUCUCUUUUCAGCGCCCGUGGGGCUUGGAAUUAUUGUCUUCUCCAAGCGAGGAUUUGUUAAGUAGUAGAUAGUCUAGUGGCCGUAUUACCGGGUUAAUGGAUUGUCAUUGGUGAGGAUGUUGCGGGCUUCCUUCUCCUCCUCAUCGUUCCCUUC